This is a messenger RNA of Closterium sp. Naga37s-1, 6165 nucleotides long. The record is from the annotation of a GenBank genome assembly. NCBI's taxonomy places the organism in Eukaryota, Viridiplantae, Streptophyta, Zygnematophyceae, Desmidiales, Closteriaceae.
AUGACGCCAUUCACAUUCUCCCGAUUCCCCCUCCUCUUCGCCCUCCUGGUUCAUGCCGCCCUCCUCUCCCACCAUCUCGCGUCGGCCGCUAUCGCCACCGUAGGCGGUCGCACAAUAAUUGGCGACGCAAUCGUCGCAGGAAAUGCGCACAGGCGACGGUUAGAGGGCCCCCUGGUGUCGCACGGUCCGUUCCACCGGCGGCUGUGGAACCCUUUCGGCGGUUUCAAGAAGCCAACCAAGAAGCCGCCGCCUAAGACCGGCGGCGCGGGCAAGCAGUCGGCGGCCGUCGCGUGCGAGGGCGUGCAGUGCCCGCAAGGCGCGGCGUGCGUCGCGGACGGCAACGGCUUCCCCUUCUGCAAGUGCGACGGGACCCUUGCGCUGAUCAACGGCUCGUGUGUGCCAGCCGUGGACGGGCAGGUGGUGGCGACAAGCGUGCUGCUAUUCUCCUCCGCCGAUUUCUCCCCCGCGCCGCCCUCCGCGCUGCGCGGCGCCAUCCCGAACCGCACGUGCGUGAACCUGCCCGCGUCGCACGCGGGCGCCAUCGGGUCGCUGCGCAUCCUGUGGAGCGUGAAGGACGGCAGCAGCGGCGCGAGUCGCGUGAUGUGCGGGAAGGUGUUUUUCUGGGACCAGCCCGACUGCUGCUGCUCGGGGUCGGGGUGGGAGGUGCCGGGCGGGUGGAAGGCCGCUAAUGCCGCCAAGACCACCUACGCGCCCACCAGCAUUCAAGUAACGGGCGGGGUGGUGGCGGGAGCCAAGUCCAUGUCGUGCCAGGCCUUUGCCGACCCUGCUAGCACCACGGAGCCCGGCACAGGCGUGCCCACCGGCAACACCGGUAGCUCUGGCAGCACUGGUAGCACGGGCGGCAGCACGGGCGGCAGUACGGGAGGCAGCACGGGUGGCAGCGGGGCGUGUAAGGAGACGGUGUGUCCGGCCAACUCCGUGUGUGUGGCCCAGGUCUCUGGCGCGACAUGUAACUGCGUGGCUGGCUACGCCAAGGUCAACGGGCAGUGCGAGGCGAUGGACAUCUGCUCAAUCGUCUCCUGCCCCGCCAACUGCACCUGCUCCUCUUCCGCUGCCAUUGCCAAGUGCUCCUGCCCAGACCGAUGCUACGGGGUCAAGUGUCCGGACGUGGCCACGUGUGUGGUGCAGAGCGGUACGCCCGUGUGCAAGUGCCCCGCGCCCUACACGCGCCUCAUCGACAACAAGUGCUCCUCUGCUGCCCUUCCCAACUCCGACUAUCUCGAUGUUCACAACAACGCCCGCGCUGCUGUGGGGGCCGUGCCACUCGUGUGGGACGACACAUUGGCUUCGCACGCGCUGGCGUGGGCAACAGCGCUCACCAACAGCACGUACAGCUGCGGCCUCACGCACGGCGGCAACAGCGGCGAGGGGCAGAACCUCUCAGGCGCCAGUCCCUCCGGCUGGGCCAGCAAUGCCGCAGCAGCUAGCUGGUGGGUGAACGAGGGGCAGUGGUACACGGCUGCUGUGUUCCCCGACGGCUGUGAGGGCGGCAACUGGUGCAAAUGUGGGCAUUACACGCAGGUGGUGUGGAACAACUCCAAGAAGCUGGGCUGUGCCAAGGCGUCGUGUGGCACGAGUGGGGACGUGUGGGCGUGCCACUACUACCCGCCCGGGAACUACGGCGGCCAGCGGCCCUACGUGCAAGACCCGUGCUUCAGGGUGCAGUGCCCCUCCACCUCCACGUGCUCAGCAGUGGACGGCAAGCCCGUGUGCGCCUGUGAUGCUGGCCAGGUUCUUGUCAACAACGCCCAGUGCCAGCCAGACCCAUGCAAGGGAGUGAGUUGCCCAGUGGGUGAUCUGGUGUGUGAUGGCAGCACAGGCACAGCGCAGUGUGUGUGUCCCAAGGGGCUGCUGCUCGUUGCCCCCAACACGUGCCUGGCGCCGUCAUGUGUGGGAGUGGAGUGCCCCUCAACGGCUCGCUGCAAAGCCACCAGUGGCGGCAUCCCCUUCUGUGCCUGCCCCAUCUCCUACUCCCUCGUCAACGGCACCUGCACUCAAGCCGCCCCUGCCACAGUGACAUCAAGUGUGGUGCUCUACAACGCGCCUUCCUUCACCAACUCACCCGCCUCCCUCGCCCCCACCGUCCUGCGGGCCGCCACGCCUGGCGCCUCAGGAGCAGCAGGCUGUGUCAACAUCCCUUCCUCCCUGGCAGGGGCGGUGGGGUCGCUGCAGAUCCUGUGGGACGUGCCAGAUGGGGCGGCGGGGGUGCGGCAGGUGUGCCGCCUCAUGUGGUUCUGGAACGGGGCCAACUGCUAUGGCCAUGCCACUGGGUGGGGGCGUCCCGGCAACAAUGUCACAACCUCUGCGACUACGAGUGGUGACCGAGAGGGGAGUCUUCCCGCUCUUUCCCCUUCGCUCAUCCCCCUCCUCUCCCCGCACCGCCCUUCCGUCCGCCUGUCCGCGCCCGCCCGGGCCGCCACAGCCGUCGUGGCGUGCACGAACGUGACGUGCCCGCAAGGCGCGGCGUGCGCCGUGGACGGCAGCAACUUCCCCUUCUGCAAGUGCAACGAGACCCUCGCGCUGAUCAACGGCGCGUGUGUGCCAGGUGAGAUCAACGGCGCGUGUGUGCCAGGUGAGAUCAACGGCGCGUGUGUGCCAGGUGAGAUCAACAGCUCGUGUGUGCCAGGUGAGACCCUGCCCAUUCUCUCCCCCUCGCCUGCACUCCGUUCCCUCUCCUUCCCCUUCCCCUUCAACCCCCUCCCACUCCCCUUCUCUUCCCCAUCCGCUCCCCUGUUCUCCUCCCACUCCUCCCCCCUCCCCUCCCUCCGCCCAGCCGUGGACGGGCAGGUGGUGGUGACGAGCGUGCUGCUAUUCGCCACCGCCAAGUACUCCCCCGCGCCGCCCGUCGUGCUGCGCGGCGCCAUCCUGAACCGCACGUGCGUGAACCUGCCCGCGCCGCGUGCGGGCCCCGUGGGGUCGCUGCGCAUCCUGUGGAGCGCGAAGGACGGAAGCAGCGAUGCGAGCCGCGUGAUGUGCGGGAAGGUGGUGUUUUGGAACCAGAGCGACUACAGCAGGUCGUCUUCGGCCCUUGAGGUGCCGGGCGGGUGGAAGAAGGCUGACGCGGCCAAGACCACCUACGCCGCCACCAGCAAGGUGGCAGCGGGAGUGGUGCUGAAAGCGCAGUCCAUGUCGUGCCUCACCGCCAUCGCCCCCAAAGGUCCUUCUCUUGUUCUCAUUCGUCCCGUUGCUCGUCUCUUUUCGUCUCCCGUCAUCCAUUCACCUGUGCCUUCAUGCUCCUUCCACUCCCUCUCCUGCCACCCGUUUCCCCCCCUCCCUUUGCCCAUUCACUCCCUCUCACCAGUGGUGGACAUGUGUAAGAUUGUCACCUGCCCCACCAACUGCAACUGCUCUUCUGCUGGCAUUGCCAAGUGCUCCUGCCCAGACGCAUGCUACGGGGUCAAGUGUCCGGACGUGGCCAUGUGUGUGGUGAAGGGCGGUACAGUGGUGUGCCAGUGCCCCGCACCAUUCACACGCCUCAAUGACAACAAGUGCUCCUCGGCCGACCUCCCCCACUCCGAGUACCUCGAUGUUCACAACAACGCCCACGCUGCUGUGGGGGCCGUGCCUCUUGUGUGGGAUGACGCAGUGGCGGCGCACGCGCAGGCAUGGGCGACAGCGCUGACCAACACGUCCUACAGCUGCUCAAUCGUGCACGGAGGGCAUGACGGCGAGGGGCAGAACCUCGCCUCUGCCAGCCCUGCGGGGAUCAAGACGGGCGCAGAUGCGUCGGGGUGGUGGGUGCACGAGGGGCAGUGCUACACCGUGGACGUCCACCCCAACGGCUGUGCGGGCGGCAACUGGGCCAAGUGUGGGCACUACACGCAGGUCAUUUGGAACGACACGCGCAAGCUGGGCUGCGGCAAGGCAUCGUGCGCGGGUGCGGACGUGUGGGCGUGCCACUACUACCCGUCGGGCAACUGGGGCGGCCAGUGGCCUUAUGGUGAGCGCCCUGCUGCUCAACCCCUCCACCUCCACGUGCUCAGCAGUGGACGGCAAGCCCGUGUGCAUGUGUGGAGCGGGUCAGGCGCUCGUCAACAGCUCGCAGUGCCUACCAGCAUUGGAGUGAGCUGUCCAGCAGGCGACCUGGUGUGUGACGGCAGCACCGGCACGGCACAGUGCUCCUGCCCCAAGGGGACGGUGCUCGUUGCCCCCAACACGUGCCUCGCGCCGGUAUGUGUGGGGGUGCAGUGCCCCGCCAUGUCUCGCUGCAGGGCCAGCAAAGACGACAUCCCCUUCUGUGCCUGCCCUGCUUGCUCCUCCCUCGUCAACGGCACCUGCACUCAAGCGACCCCUGCCGCAGUGGCAACGAGUCUGGUGAUCUACAACUCGCCCAACUUCACCAAAUCACCCGUCUCCCUCGCGCCCGUCGUGUUCCGAGCCGCCACGCCCGACGCGGGCUGCGUCAACAUCCCGGCAGCCUUCGCAGGGGCGGCAGGAUCGAUCAAAAUCGUGUGGGACGUGCCGGACGGGGCGGCGGGGGUGAGGCAGGUGUGCAAGCUGAUGUGGUUCAACAAUCGCACCGACUGCUCUGGCUGGUCCAGCGGCUGGUGGGGCGGUAGCAGCGGGGCGUGUGCAGCGGGAUGCCCGGCCAACUGCGUGUGUGUGUGUGUUGGAGGGCACUGGCGCUCCAAGGCCAAUGGGCAGAUUGAGGGGAAGCAGCAUUUGGAUUUUGUUCAUUCUCGUUCGCCCUUCCUUUUCCUCGUUCCUUCUCCCGUUAUACACAUCUGUGCCUUCAUUCUUCUUCCACUCCCUCCUUCUCCCCCCCACCCUUUCGUACCUUGCUUCCACCUGCCACCCAUUCCCCCACCCGCAAUCUCUCUCCCACUGCCCCUCUCACCAGAGGUGGACAUGUGUAAGAUCGUCACCUGCCCCCUCAACUGCACCUGCUCCUCUUCUGCUGGCAUUGCCAAGUGCUCCUGCCCAGACCCAUGCUACGGGGUCAAGUGUUCGGACGUGGCCACGUGUGUGGUGCAGGGCGGUACAGCGGUGUGCCAGUGCCCAUCGCCCUACGCGCGCCUGAUCGACGGAAGGUGCUCCUCGGCCGACCUCCCCCACUCCGACUACCUCGAUGUUCACAACCACGCCUGCGCUGCCGUGGGAGCCGUGCCACUCGUGUGGGACGACUCAUUGGCGGCGCACGCGCAGGCAUGGCCGACAGCACUCUCCAACAGCACGUACAACUGCUCCCUCGUGCACAGCGGGCAUGACGGCGAGGGGCAGAACCUCGCAGGAGGCAGCCCCUCGGGGCAGCUGACGAAUGGAGCAGCAGCGCAGCUGUGGGUGAACGAGGGCCAGUGGUACUCCGUGGCUGUUUUCCCUGAUGGCUGUGCGGGCGGCCAGUGGGAAAAGUGUGGGCACAACACGCAGGUCAUUUGGAGCGACACGCGCUCGGUGGGGUGUGGCAAGGCAUCGUGCGGCACGAGUGCGGACGUGUGGGCUUGCCACUACUACCCGCCAGGCAACUACGGCGGUCAGCUGCCCUAUGUGCAAGACCUGUGCUUCAGAGUGCAGUGCCCCUCCACCUCCACGUGCUCAGCAGUGGACGGCAAGCCCGUGUGCGCCUGUGCUGCCGGUCAGGCGCUCGUCAACAGCUCGCAGUGCCUACCAGACCCGUGCAUUGGAGUGAGCUGUCCAGCAGGCGACCUGGUGUGUGAUGGCAGCACGGGCACGGCGCAGUGCGCCUGCCCCAAGGGGACGCUGCUUGUUGCCCCCAACACUUGCCUCUUGCCGAUAUGUGUGGGGAUAGAAUGCCCCUCCACGUCUCGCUGCACGGCCACCAGCGACGACAACCCCUUCUGUGCCUGCCCCGCCUCCUACUCCCUUGUCAACAGCACCUGCAUUCAAGCGGCCCCCACCACAGUGACAACCAGCCUGGUGCUCUACAACUCGCCCAACUUCACCAACACACCCGCCUCCCUCGCGCCCGUCGUGCUCCGAGCCCCAACGCCCGGCGCGGGCUGCGUCAACGUCCCUGCACCCUUUGCAGGAGCGGUGGGGUCAAUAAAAGUCCUGUGGCACGUGCCAGACGGGGCAGUGGGAGAGCGGCAGACGUGCGGGCUGAUGUGGUUCAACAACGACACUGACUGCUCUGGCUGGUCCAGCGGCAAGUACAAGGCUGCCAACGGUCUCACAACCUUGGAGUGA